AUGAUUCCGCAUCGAACUGUUCGGCGGCGUGCAGCAGUAGCAACCAGCUGUUCUCAACGCGGUGUACUAAAGUGUAAACGUUCGAUGACAUUUGGUGCUGCAGUGCUGCUGUUGGCAGCAAUGGCUCUAAUGUGUCUGAUCAACGUGACCGUUGCAGAGGCUGUAGACAAAAUGGCAGAUACACCGAGCAGUGAAGAAGCGACCGUAGAUGGAGAGCAAUUCAUGCCACAGGCACUCUCGCUGACAACACUUCUCUCGGAGGAUCCAACGGCUGAAGCAUUGCAGCCGGGCCACACCGAUGCAUCACUGCAGCCCCUGUCGGAGCACAACCCUUCACCCUCGUCACCAGACGUACCCGGUGCAGACGGACGACGGCGGCGUCGGUUGGGCAGAAAGCGAAAGCGUCGCCCGCUGCAGGACGACUACUGGCCACCGGCAGUACCGGAAGAUAACGAUACGGAGUCGAACGGUUUCUCCCCGACUGCAGCCUCCGGGCGUGUAUCGGAUCGAAAACGUUUAGCCUACGCCGCCUCCCGCUGGGAAGAGCCGGCCCAGAGGGUGGCUCUCGCACGGCCAGCCACCCGAUCGAACGCGAACCAUCACCAGCGACCGGGCGAUUGGAUGCACAACCCAUACACCGAUGCGAUUAACGUGGAACAGCCGCCGGCUACGGUGAGACGGCUCCCAGGUGGACAAUCCACCUCCUCAUCGGCACCGGCCGGAAAUUUGUCACCUAUUGAUCCGAAUAGGUCGCGACGAAUUGCCGGCGGGCGACCGACGGAACAGCCACCGACCAAUGGCAAAGCAUACCGGAAGCCAUACUCACAGGCACGGCGUACCGAGGAACCUUCGUCACCCGGUGACGCCGGUGGUUCGAGUGAGGCCGGCAAGGUUCCCGUAUCGGCAACCGAUCUUAAGGCGCUGCUAAAACAAUCCGACGGCCUUAGCCUGAGUGAGAUACUGCAGCAGCGUAACAUCUCCCUGCAGGAUCUUAUCAAAGGCAAACAGAUGGCGCUGGCCGCACUGACGCAGAGCCCACUGGACGCAACAACAACGAUGACAACGAUGGGAGACGAAUCGUCCACGACUCUGUCGCCGACACUUUCGAGUGUACGGUUUCGGGUGCACGAUGACAGCGUUACCGGGCGGCCAGAAGCUUCCGGCGAUACGGGUACCGCAACGCCACCGACGACAAGUACGGUGAUACCAGCUAACGACUUGCUAACGACUUCCGGCUUUAAUGGUCAUCUACCGAGUGCAGUGGAGGAUGAAUCCAACAAUGCGGUCGGUGACGAUAUUGGCCAUGGUGUCGGGAACAUUUUCCCGACCGUUGAAAUUAAACAGCUUGCACUCAACCCGGUACUGCCCAUGCACAAGGACGAACAGCGCAUCCGUCCGAUAAAGGGUGUCGCCUCUCGGAUACGGCCCGACCUGAGCAACACACACAUCCGGACUGAACCGGGCCAGGUAGCCCAGAGAGUCCGUUUGCCCGCUGCGACCACAACCACCGGCAGUCCAACGGUUGGUCCAACGAAUCCUUCCUUACUGCUGAUGACAUCAACCACAAGGGAAAGGUGGACCCCGUCCGCCGCACUCGCCGGACAGCGUCAGAAGUUCCAAACCACGGGAAAACAGUUCCACACCGGAAGGUAUGGCCCGGGUACGACGUUACCCUCCGGCUUUAGCUCAACCGCAUCGGAGAGUGAUAGUUCUCCGCUAGCGCUCACGACGACGCUGGUUGGCACAACGACCGAACCACCGUCGGCCAAAAAGCUCGUACGCGUUAAACUUAGCUCAGCCGAAGCCACCUCCAUCCUGCCGGAAGCGGAAGCGAUGGUGGAGUUAUCGCCCGAGCGUCAGCUUCAUCAACAUCUGCUACGUGUACCGAAGCUGAAGCCCCGAAUUGCCAUCAAACCGAGGCUAACGAAUGUGGUGCCCCCGACAUUACCUGCCGAAGCACCAUCCACUACCGUGCCACCAUCGUCGCCUCCGACCAGGGCUGCAGAAAAGGAUCGGUUCAAUCUGUCUGAUGUUGAGCUGGGCGAUGACAGUACCGGGGAGGGAUCCGUUACCACGAGCACGGCCAGCAGCAAGCAGGGCCGUCAGCAGCGUUUAAACGAUGAUCUGGAGGACAGCGAAGAGCCAGGAUUGAACAUUAUCGAGAAGUUUACCUCGUUUGCGGAUGCUGCUAUGCCCGCGACACAGGAAGAACGUGAUUCCGAACAAGCCGCGGUGGCCGAUUUGAUUGGACGCAUAAGCGAACACACGCAGCGCUCGUUUACGGACAGCCUGGAGGAUCUCUACCGUGACGUCACGGAGAGUAAUCCUUCGCUGUUUAACGAUCUCUCGCCCAUCGCGAGUGCCGACGAUCGGCGCGAACUUCUCGAGCUGAUGGAGGAUCGCCGCAUCGGAUCGCGUCUUGCCAAGGUGCUGUCGCAGCGUAACAUGACACUGGAGCAGCUGCUAGAGCAUCGACGCCGCGGUUCCAGCCAGCUCCAUCUGGCGGAAAUAGCAAACGGCAAGGUGAAACCGAUCGACGACAAGAUCGACAUUGUGACAGCGUUCGAACACUUCCCACGCUUCAACAUCGGUAAUCUGCGCAGCAUCCGGCCCGAUGACAUCAAGCUGGACUCGCAAGGGUUUAGCUACUUCACCUCCAUCAUCAACAUCCGACCGUCGGAUGAGGCGUACAAGGAGGCCCGCGCACUCCAAGAUCGACAUCGCUCCCGGCGCCCGGCGUCCCCCGGCAAUCAUCGCGGUGACACUCAUUUUUUAGUGAAAGGCGGAUCGAAGGAUAGGCUGCUCGUGCCUUCGAAAAUGUCCGCCGGUAUGGAACACGCGUACGGCAGCAACAGCGAAAACUAUGAUCAUCAGGAAGAUCACCGCAACGAGGUGGGCGAUCUGCUCGACCUGGAACUGUCCGGGCACGGGUUUCAGCAUCACCGGAGUGCAUCGGUAACGAUCGAAAGCACCUCGAUGCCGGUCGGGGUACGGUCGGCCAUCGUCGCCAGCUCGGCGAUCGUGGGCGUUUCGCUCGUGAUCUUCAUAGCCAUAUUCGUGGCCUGUCGGUUGCGGCAGCGACGCCGCCAGAAGCUUAACUACACCGAAAAUUUCAACAUGGCGAAGGGUCGUCUGCCGAUUCUGCACGGAUGCGAUCAGGAAACGGUACGCAAGAGUUGUACCCCCUCGGUAUCCGGACGAUCGAGCAGUUUGGGCGAGCAGGUCGUGUAUACAACCCACCGAGCACUGGCCGGUACCAGUGGAAGUACGGCGGGUAAUAACGGUGCGACGACAACGGCAGCGACGUCGACGACGACCAGCAGACAGCGAGCGAUGAUGGAUCCCAACUCGGUUGAGGUGCAGGAUUAUCUUUGGGAUCGGAAACCAUUCCAGUAA
Molecule: messenger RNA, 3396 nt
Organism: Anopheles marshallii
Lineage: Eukaryota; Metazoa; Arthropoda; Insecta; Diptera; Culicidae
Exons: 2
Coding region: 1-3396 (1131 amino acids)
Source: RefSeq, a predicted model, not a curated record